Paramecium octaurelia is the source of this 796-nucleotide messenger RNA. Lineage: Eukaryota; Ciliophora; Oligohymenophorea; Peniculida; Parameciidae. The record is from the annotation of a GenBank genome assembly.
AUGUUAAAUUCAAAAUUUACUAUGAAUAGAGAACCAUUAAAAGAAAGGUUUCUUUAAAUAACCAAUAAAUUAAAUAAUCUUGAUAUCAAAUAAGGUACAAGCAAGGCUCAUCGAAUUGAUAAGUUGAAUGAAAGAAGCUAUAAAAUAGAUGAUAGAAUCAGAAUCAUCAAAGAGAAUUAUAAUAAAUAAGUCUUGUAGUUAAAAGAAUAAGUUUAAGAACUGUCUGAAUAAAUUGACUAAGAGAGAUAGGAAUUCAAAUAAUAGCAUAAUUGUUAUUCGUAAAAGUUGUCAGAUUUGGAAAAGUCAACACAAAAACAAUUACAAAUUGAAUAAAGUGAAAGGGUGGAUGGUAUUAACUAAUUGUCAACCUACCUAAAUGAAAAGGUAUUAGAAAUUAAUAAUUAUUAGCUUACUUUUAUUAAAUCAGAUUUAACGAUUGAAUCAAAAUUAAGGGAAGAAUUAAUUGAUGAACUCUAAAGAGGAUUGGAAAACUAAUUACCUAAAAUUAAUUAAUAAAUCAAAAGUGAAAAAGAGGAUAGAGAAUUAUUUGACAAACAAAUUUUGAAAAAAAGUACAAUUGAAAUGAAUAAAUUGUCGAAUUAGUUAAAUGAUGUUACAAAACAAACCUUAGAAUAAGAAAAUUAAAUUAUUGGGAUGUUAUAAGAAUUGAUUAUCAGAACUAAAGAGGAUUUAAAAUAAUUGUCAGAAGAAAGACAGGAAAAAGAAGAAGAAAUAAUUAAUUUGAUUGAAAAGACUUGUGAUAGAAUGGUCUAAGCAUCUUUGAUUUGAAUAUUAA